AUGUCGGACAAACCCAAUAAGACUGGGAUUGAGAAAUUCAACAAACUGAAACUGAAGAAGACAGAGACUCAAGAGAAAAAUCCACUGCCUUCAAAAGAAACAAUCGAAUGGGAGAAGCAUACUGGCGAAUCAUAA
Molecule: messenger RNA, 135 nt
Organism: Chrysochloris asiatica (Cape golden mole)
Lineage: Eukaryota; Metazoa; Chordata; Mammalia; Afrosoricida; Chrysochloridae
Product: thymosin beta-4-like
Exons: 1
Coding region: 1-135 (44 amino acids)
Biological process (GO): regulation of cell migration; actin filament organization
Cellular component (GO): cytoplasm
Molecular function (GO): actin monomer binding
Source: RefSeq, a predicted model, not a curated record